This is a messenger RNA of Papaver somniferum (opium poppy), 1756 nucleotides long. RefSeq names its product pyruvate dehydrogenase E1 component subunit alpha-3, chloroplastic-like. NCBI's taxonomy places the organism in Eukaryota, Viridiplantae, Streptophyta, Magnoliopsida, Ranunculales, Papaveraceae. Gene Ontology annotation, cellular component: intracellular membrane-bounded organelle. The record is from RefSeq and is a predicted model, not a curated record. Gene Ontology annotation, biological process: pyruvate decarboxylation to acetyl-CoA. The transcript is spliced from 3 exons. Bases 151 to 1467 code for a protein of 438 amino acids. Gene Ontology annotation, molecular function: pyruvate dehydrogenase (acetyl-transferring) activity.
CGGUAAUUUCAAAGCCCUCAUUCUCUUGCUUUCUCCGCCCUUCAUCUUCCUAAAUUUUCGCUUCUCUCUUCUCUUCCCCAAUCUCCAUCCCUAAACUCCCCAUUGGAGAAUCAGAGAGAAACUCAGUGAAGCACUUGGGAAACAAACACAAUGUCUUUUUCGACAAUCAAAAUCAUUCAACCUGUUUCAGUUACUAGUACUAAAACUACAGCUAGAUCUCAAGAGAAAUCCCUUCUCGACCCUUUAAAAUCAAACAACAAUUCCUUCCUGGUUUCUACUAAUAAACUUCGUUCAAUUUCAUCCAAAUCGAAUUUUCCAUCUUUUAUUCGGCGAUCUUCUUCAAUUUCAGCCGUUUCCGAUGUCGUUAAGGAGAAAAAACUCAAAUCUAACUCCGCUAUCUCCAAUUUGUUGAUAACUAAAGAGGAAGGAUUGGUGUUAUAUGAAGAUAUGGUUUUAGGGAGAGCUUUUGAAGAUAUGUGUGCACAGAUGUAUUACAGAGGUAAAAUGUUUGGAUUUGUUCAUCUUUACAAUGGACAAGAAGCUGUUUCAACUGGAUUUAUUAAGCUCUUGAAAAAGGAAGAUUCUGUAGUCAGUACUUACCGUGAUCACGUUCAUGCAUUAAGUAAGGGUGUACCUGCUCGUGAAGUUAUGAGUGAACUCUUUGGUAAGGCUACUGGAUGUUGCCGUGGACAAGGAGGAUCUAUGCAUAUGUUUUCCAAAGAACAUAAUUUAAUUGGUGGAUUUGCAUUUAUUGGUGAAGGUAUUCCUGUGGCUACUGGUGCUGCAUUUACCUCUAGGUAUAAGAGAGAAGUUUUAAAACAAGCUGAUUGUGAUUAUGUUACAUGUGCCUUUUUUGGUGAUGGAACAUGUAACAAUGGACAGUUUUUCGAGUGUUUGAAUAUGGCUGCAUUGUGGAAACUGCCCAUCAUCUUUGUUGUGGAAAACAAUUUGUGGGCAAUUGGCAUGUCUCAUUUGAGAUCUACCUCUGAUCCAGAGAUUUGGAAGAAGGGUCCUGCUUUUGGAAUGCCUGGGAUACAUGUUGACGGCAUGGAUGUUCUCAAGGUAAGGGAAGUUGCUAAGGAGGCAGUUGACAGGGCUAGAAGAGGAGAAGGACCUACUUUGAUUGAAUGUGAGACAUACAGGCUUAGGGGACAUUCAUUGGCCGACCCUGAUGAGCUUCGUGACCCAGAGGAGAAGGCUAAAUAUGGUGCAAGAGACCCUAUCAAGGCCUUGAAGAAAUAUAUGUUUGAGAAUAAUCUGGUUACGGAAGUUGAGUUGAAGGCUGUAGAAAAGAAGAUUGACGAACUGAUUGAGGAUGCUGUUGAAUUUGCCGAAGCAAGCCCUCAUCCGGAACGCAGUCAACUACUUGAGAAUGUGUUUGCAGAUCCUAAAGGUUUUGGAAUUGGACCUGAUGGAAAGUACAGGUGCGAGGAUCCGAAGUUUACACAAGGGACUGCUCAUGUUUAGAAUGCUUCCAAGAUCUAUUGGACCAAAUAUAUAUCCUUCCACUGUUACUGCGACCUUAUGUGGUCGAUUUAGUUCAGGUGUUUGUUUUUCUUAGUAACAAGUUUGGCUUUUUUUUCUGUUCUACUGAAGCAGCAUUUGUUUGUCAGCUAGGUUUGCUUUCUUUUGUUCGUUUUCAUUUUGUCAACUUCAUUAAUAAGAACAUUUCUAGUUUUAUUCAUUUUAUCUUUGGUUUUGUUGUUAAUAUGACAGUUCUUAUCCUUGUAAGAUUAAAAAAAAUAUUUUUUUUCUG